UAAAAAUACAUUUGGUUGGAGACGCGCCUAACUUUAUUCUUAAUAUUAGCUGAUAACUUUUUAUUUUAUUUCAAGUGCUUUUUUACUCUUUACAUUUUGUAGUGAGAUGUUAGCUAAACCAUCCAACAUUUAUUUAGUUUGCAAUGUUUGUAAAAAUGAUAAAACAUUCAGUACAAAACAAAAACUUAGACAGCAUCUAAAAACUCAUUCACUCAGUUUAGAAACAGAUUUUAAGGGUAGACCUUGUAAGCAACAAAUAAAACAAUCAGAUCAACCAGUAGGUUGUGAUGUAUAUGGAUGUCCAUGCUGUAAUUCAUUUUUUAUAAGUCUUGAUGAACUUGAUAAUCACAUAUCUAUCCAUAUAAUCGAGACUGACAAUGAUAAUAGCGAAGAAAAGCGAUCGGAAAUAAAUCCAAGUGAUGAGCAUGAUAAUCCUCAACACGAACCUAUUACAAUAUCUACCACUUUGUCAAUUGAAGAUUGUAAAUCCGAGAGCAUCAUUCAAACUAGACAUAACAAUAAGCGUUCUUAUGAAGAAUCUAUCUUGUUUGCAUGUCAAAAAAUGAAAAGUGAAGAAGACGAUAAGAAACAAACACUUUAUAUUGUAGAUACAUUGCAUUUAAAGCCAUAUAAAUUAACUAAUGAACGUGGUGAAGAAGCCAAUGUUUUAGCUCACCUUACCGCUGUAGAUAAAUUUAUAUCAACAUCUUCACUUAUUAGUCCUACAGUACCUUCUAAAAAACGAUAUUUUGAUGUCGAUUCUACCUUUAAUACAUGUGGUCGUUGCUUAACUAAUCAUCCUCAUGAAUUAGAAACUGUAAUCUCUCAAUCACCAUAUAAAAAAUUGCUGAAUACACGAAAUUUUAUGGAAAUAUCUGACAGUCUUUGUAAUUUAUUGAAUACUGACUGGUUAAUGUAUAGCAAUAUGAAGCAGCCCUCCGGCCGUACAAAAAGUACUGAUAUACAUAGGGAACUUUUUGGAGCGAAGAAGCAAAGUUCAGUGAAGACCUCUCUUCCACCUCCGAUCAUUACUAAAUACAACAACAUAUGGCCAACAACUAUGCACAGUAAUGAUGGGGAAAAGUUGGUAAUUGGAACCCUCUCUUGUAAUAUACUUGUUACCUCGUCCAUUCGCAUAGAUAAAGCAGAAAAGCCGGUAGUAGGAGCAACUAUGCAUAUGGAUCUAAAUCAGCGAUAUGACUCAUUAUCUAUAAGUAUAUAUCUUGACAAGCAAUCAGUGGACCGAGCGUUAGCCUUAGCUAAAGACAAAAAAUGUAUAUCAAUUUACAACAGUUACUUCUUAGGGCAAUUACGACAACUAAACACACAUUUUGACGACGCAUCCACUUACUAUCUUUGUCGCGCUUCAGGCUCUAUCACCCAAAGCCACCAAUGCCAACCAUAUUCAAUAUUUACAUUAGCAGAUUUCGAUAAGGGCAUGAAUCCUGCUGCAAGAAUUUUUAGUACUAUCGGAAUUAACGUUCUUCAAAAAGGUCGAAAAGCUUGCUUAAAUAGGGAUAUAGUUGUUGAAUCUUUAGAGGCCAGCAAUAAUGAGAACAUAAAUAAAGUCCUCCUUGAACUGUUAGCUUUGUUUAAUACUGAUGAAUCUAUUCAAAUUCUCUCAAAUAAUACCUUGAACAAGCAUUUAGAAAAACUUGCCAUUUUAAUGCACCCAUACCUCAUCACAGCUAACAAAUCCAUUGAAAGUACAAUCUUACAAACUUUUGAAUACCUUGAUUAGUGCUUAUAAUUUUUAUUAACUUAACGAUUUUAUUCAGCUAACAAAUGUGGGUUAACAUUCCCUUUUAUUCUAAAUAAUAAAAAUCCAUACUUUAUUAAUUUUCAGAAAUAAUAAAUAGUCC
Cokeromyces recurvatus is the source of this 1862-nucleotide messenger RNA. RefSeq lists its product as uncharacterized. The transcript has 3 exons. NCBI's taxonomy places the organism in Eukaryota, Fungi, Mucoromycota, Mucoromycetes, Mucorales, Mucoraceae. Bases 107 to 1741 code for a protein of 544 amino acids. The record is from RefSeq and is a predicted model, not a curated record.